This is a messenger RNA of Leptosia nina, 285 nucleotides long. NCBI's taxonomy places the organism in Eukaryota, Metazoa, Arthropoda, Insecta, Lepidoptera, Pieridae. The record is from the annotation of a GenBank genome assembly.
AUGGCUGCUUUAGACUUUCCAGAUAAAGCCGUGAAGCUGGCGCGACAAAAUUCAGUUUUAUUUCACAAAAGUGUAGUGCUUCUGAGUGCUUUUAUGGUAUCUGGAAACGACAAUAAAAUGGCUUUUAAUAAAACGGUACUUCGAACUGGUACUGGAGCAUUCAAAUGCUUGGAAGUUUUGAUCUCUCUGCCAUGUUCUACGAGAAUCAAUAUUCCCGGGAUGCAGACGUCAGGUCGACAUGUAAUAAAGAGGUUAUCUUCGCUCGUUUACGCCAAGAGGAAGUGA